CACUAAUCCUGGUUCAUGUGCACGUCACACGUGCUCCUGGCUGCUGGCAACUGUGGCCCUGCACACACCACACGGCAUAAAAGGCUCACAAGGCGAGGCGACGCUUCAGUCACUUGUCUCCUGCACUGCACAUCUCGCUCAAUGGCUCACCUCUGCCCUCCGCCUCAGCGUCUUCCACCGUUGCUACUGCUGCUGCUGUUAGUGAACUCCGCCCUCGCUGAUGGCAGACACGAGUGCGAGCGCCCCUGCGUGGAGGGCGAGACUCGCACCUGCUACUACCACUUCCACGCGCAGCAGUACUACACGAUGAGCCGCGCCUGCUACAGCUGCCCCGACAACCUGGACGACUGCUCGCGGGAGGAAUGCAUCGUCGCGGACGGCACAAAUCCGGUGCUGGCCAUCAACCGCCAGAUGCCAGGCCCUUCCAUCCAGGUAUGUGAGGGGGACCACGUGGUGAUUGACUUGGAGAACGGCUAUAUCAGCGACACGGAGGCGCUGCACUUCCACGGCAUGGCCAUGACCGGCUACCAGUACUACGACGGCGUGCCCUUCCUCACCCAGUGCCCGGUGCUCCCUUCCACCUUCAGAUACCAGUUCUUAGCUACGUGCAUCGGCACUUACUUAUGGCACUCCCACGUCGGUGUACACCGCGUCAGUAUCUUUGGGUCCAUAGUGGUGCGGCUGCCAGAAGACCCCCACCGCGGCCUGUACGACCAGGAUCUGUAUGAGCACGUGCUGGUGCUGAGCGACUGGGACCACACACCUGUCGAGACCACCUUCUGGGGCAACCACCACGUCGGAAACUUCGCCUUCCCCAAGAACAUCCUCAUCAACGGCAAAGGACGCGACCCGAACUCAGAGGUACUGCUACCCCUGGAGGUGGUGCGGGUGAAGCCUGGCUUAAGAUACCGUAUGAGGUUCAUUGACGGCGGCGGCGGCGACUGUCCCAUGAUAGUCUCUGUGGAUGGGCACCGCAUGACCAUCAUCGGUAUGGACGGGACUUCCAGCGCGCCUUUCACUGUUGACUCGUUCAUCAUGCUCUCAGGUGAAAGAUAUGACGUGAUUCUGGAAGCAAACCAACCCGUGGGUAACUAUUGGAUAAGAGUCAACGGCCUUGGUCUAUGUGGCAUCGUGCAGGCUAAACAGGGCGCCAUCCUGCGGUACGAGGGAGCUCCUGAAGAAGACCCUACAGAGACCUUCGAGUACGACCCUAAUCCCAUAGGCGUGACUGUGAACCCCCUGAAGCCUGACCCUUACGCCCCGAACCUGGUCAGCAUGGUUUCGAUGAGCUCCCUGCAGCCCUUCGUCUUGGACGAGAAAGUGGACAAGAAGUUCUACCUCGCCUUCAACUUCAACGCUGUCAACGCCACUCCCUUCUUCAACCCUGAGCUAUACCCAUACAACAGGGUCCCACCGAAGUUCCAGAUACCAACACCUCAAGUGAACGGCAUCACCUUCAUCUACCCUCCCUCACCGCCGCUCUCCCAGCCCGACGACCCGCAGCCCACCGUGUGUCUGUACGGCGAGGAGCCGCCGUGUGACGGGGACUACUGCGCCUGCACCUACGUGCUCGAGGCGGAGCUCGGGGACAAGGUGGAGUUCGUACUGAUUGACGAGGGCAAUUUCAUCAACUCCAGCCACCCCUUCCACCUGCACGGCAAAAACUUCCGCGUGGUGGCCAUGGGACAGCUCGGAGACCAGACGUCCGUAGCUGAGGUGCAGGCGCUGGACGAGGCUGGGCACAUCAAGAGGCGCUACGAAGACGCCGUGGAGAAGGACACAGUCAAUAUUCCCCAUGGAGGGUACACCAUUGUCAGGUUCACCGCUGACAACCCAGGCUGGUGGGCGAUGCACUGCCAUCUGGUGGACCACUCUGAGAUGGGCAUGGUGGGUGUCCUGCACGUGGGCACCCGCGAGGACGUGCCUCCAGUACCAAAAGGCUUCCCGACCUGCGGCCAUUUUGUGCCGUAGGUGCUGAGUGAGGGGGGCCUCUCUGCUGCAGGACGACCUGGCUGUGUGAGUGACCUGACGAUGCUGACGACUCUAGACGACUUGUGGUGGCGAGAGCGGUGGGUUGGUAGCGUGGUGUGGUGCGGUGGUGACUGAUAGAAGUAUGGUGAAGUGGUGAUGACAGUGAGUGUGGUGGUACAAGCGCCAGCAGCGUGUCAUGGACGUGCCUCGAGUUCCAUCAAGGACCCGGGAUUGAGUAACUGACUGACUGACUGACUGACUGACUGACAGAGUGUAAGUCUUACCGCUACAUCAAUGAGGGUUGAGGCACGGUGAGGUGAUCGGGUUACAUUGUCUCGUCAGACACUCAAGUAGCACAGGAAUUGAUCUGACGUGACGAUACCUGGUGUUGCUGUGACAUUUUGGUGUUGUUGAUGUUAUUGUUGUUGUUACUCUUGCUUGAACUAGUGUAUGCACUUUGCACAAAACAUGAUUUAUGUAAAGGAGGUAGAAAAAUAUAAACUGAUUUUCUUAAUUUAUAUUAUACGCCUUUUCCUUGAGAAAUAUCUUUGAUUUCCUCAGUAAUUCUGUUCCUUUAUUUGUAAGACUGUCACUCGUGACAUAAAUGUAAUGCUUGAAAUAUAAGAAGACACCAUAAAGAGGAAAAAUGAAA
Molecule: messenger RNA, 2623 nt
Organism: Portunus trituberculatus (swimming crab)
Lineage: Eukaryota; Metazoa; Arthropoda; Malacostraca; Decapoda; Portunidae
Product: laccase-like
Biological process (GO): iron ion transport
Cellular component (GO): plasma membrane
Molecular function (GO): copper ion binding; oxidoreductase activity
Source: RefSeq, a predicted model, not a curated record